AUGGCCUCCUUAUAUGAUUCUGGAACCCGAUGCUGGUAUCCUGAUGAAAAGCUUGGAUGGGUUGGUGUAAUUGUGAAAUCCAACACUGAGAAGAAUGGUAAACACGUCUUGGAGUUGGUCACAGAAUCGGACGAUUCUAAUGUUUUCACUGUUGAAACAGAUCACUUGAGUGAGGAUAAUAAUGAUUUACCGGCUUUGCGUAACCCUCCAAUCUUAGAGGCCGCUGAGGAUUUGACGUCAUUAUCUUAUCUAAACGAGCCUGCUGUUUUGCAUGCCAUUAAGGUUCGGUACUCUCAGUUGAACAUCUACACGUAUUCGGGAAUUGUUUUAAUUGCCACUAACCCAUUUCAGAAGGUUGACCAACUCUACUCUCAAGAUAUUGUUCAAGCUUACGCUGGUAAGAGAAGAGGUGAGUUAGAUCCUCAUCUCUUUGCUAUUGCCGAAGAUGCUUACCGAUGCAUGAAAGAAGAUGGUAAAAACCAGACCAUAGUUGUCAGUGGUGAAUCAGGUGCUGGUAAGACUGUUUCUGCGAAGUAUAUCAUGAGAUAUUUUGCUUCUGUUGAAGAAGAAUCCGAGUUACAAAACAAGAUCGGGACGGAGCACAAAUCUGACAUGUCAGAUGUGGAAAGACAAAUUUUGGCCACCAACCCUAUUACAGAAGCAUUUGGUAACGCAAAGACCACAAGGAAUGACAACUCGUCAAGAUUUGGAAAAUACUUGGAGAUUUUGUUUGAUGAAAAUACUUUGAUCAUCGGUGCCCGAGUAAGAACUUACUUAUUGGAAAGAUCCAGAUUAGUAUUUCAGCCAACAAAUGAAAGAAACUAUCACAUCUUCUAUCAGAUGUUGGCGGGUAUGACUGAUGAUGAAAAGUCGGCACUUGGUUUGACUACUGCUGAAGAUUUCAAGUACACUAACCAAGGAGGUGCUGUGACUAUUCCUGGUGUAAAUGACGGGAAGGAUUUCCUUCUAACAAACGAGUCCUUAUCUUUAAUUGGCAUUGGAGAUGAGAAACAGGCCGAAAUUUAUAAGAUAUUGGCGGCUCUAUUGCACCUUGGUAAUAUUGAAAUUUCGGCGACCAGAAAUGAUGCGCAUUUGUCUUCGGAUGAACCCAACUUGGUUAAAGCCUGCCAGCUAUUGGGAAUAGACGCUCCUGAUUUUGCUAAAUGGUGUGUCAAGAAACAAAUUACAACUAGAUCUGAGAAGAUUAUUAGUAAUUUAAACCACAAGCAAGCUCUUGUGGCAAGAGAUUCCUUUGCCAAGUAUAUUUACUCAGCACUUUUCGAUUGGCUUGUUGACUAUAUCAAUGUUGAUUUAUGUCCACCAGAAGUUGCUCAGAAAGUGAAUUCUUUUAUUGGAGUUUUGGAUAUCUAUGGAUUCGAACACUUCGAGAAGAAUUCAUUUGAGCAAUUUUGUAUCAACUACGCUAAUGAGAAAUUGCAACAGGAAUUCAACCAGCAUGUCUUCAAAUUGGAGCAAGAAGAAUAUGUCAGAGAAGAGAUCGAAUGGUCCUUUAUUGAUUUUGCUGAUAAUCAACCAUGUAUUAAUUUGAUUGAGAACAGACUUGGAAUAUUAUCUCUUUUGGACGAAGAGUCUAGAUUACCUGCUGGAAAUGACCAGUCGUGGAUUGAAAAGAUGUACCAAACUCUCGACAAGGAGCCUACAAAUAAGGUUUUCAAGAAACCAAGAUUUGGUCAGACGAAGUUCAUUGUUAGUCAUUAUGCACUUGACGUGAUCUAUGACAUUGAUGGUUUUAUCGAAAAGAACAGGGACACAGUUGGAGAAGGACACUUAGAAGUUUUAAAGAAUAGUGAGAAUGAAUUGUUACAAAGUGUUUUGGCAGUCAUUGAUAAGAACUCUACUUCUAUGGAAGCAUCUAAUUCCACUGCCUCUGGGAAGAAGUCCAUUGCAUCUAAAAAACCUACAUUGGGUUCCAUGUUCAAAAAUUCUUUGAUAGAACUCAUGAAGACCAUCGACACGACCAAUGUCCAUUACAUUAGAUGUAUCAAGCCUAAUGAGGAAAAGAAAGCUUGGGAGUUUGACUCUUUGAUGGUCUUAUCGCAGUUGAGAGCAUGUGGUGUUUUAGAAACUAUCAGAAUCUCUUGUGCUGGCUUUCCUUCUCGUUGGACAUACGUUGAAUUUGCAGACAGAUACCACAUUCUAGUUCCUUCUGAAGAUUGGAUCAAGGUCAUGAGCGGUGAUACUACACAAGAAUCUGUUUCUGGUCUAUGUAACCAAAUCUUGGAUGAGAAUAUUCAAGACAAAAAGAAAUAUCAAAUGGGAAACACCAAGAUUUUCUUCAAGGCGGGUAUGUUAGCUCAGUUCGAGAAAUUGAGAGCUGAUAAGUUGCAUAAGUCGGCAGUGAUGAUUCAGAAGAAUUUGAGAAAGAUGUAUUUCCGCAAACAGUACUUAUCGAUCCGCGAAUCGCAUAUCAACUUGCAAUCCCUCCUACGUGGAUCCAUAAGAAGAAGUGCAGUUCGAAAGGAGAGGGAGAUCAAAGCUGCCACUAAGGUACAAACGGCAGUUAGAGGCUUUCUUGCAAGAAGACAAUACAAACACACACAAUCUUCCAUUCUUACCUUACAAAGAGCGAUCAGAGGAUUUCAAGCCAGAAAAACUUUCCAAGAGUUGCGUCUUGAAAGAUCGGCUACAGUUUUGCAAAAAUCUUAUAGAGCAUUGGUUGCAAGGCGUCACUUCGCUUCUCAAAAGCGGUCCGCAAUUGUAAUUCAAUCAUUAAUCAGAAGAAAGUUUGCACAAAGGGAAUUGCAGCAAUUGAGAGUUGAUGCUAAAUCCGUGAAUCACCUAAAGGAAGUUUCUUACAAAUUGGAAAAUAAGGUGAUAGAAUUGACCCAUUCUCUUACCAGCAAGAUCCAGGAUAAUAAGAAGCUUGUCAUUGAGAUCACCAACCUCAAGGAUUUGUUGGCACAAUCUAGCACUGCGACAGAAACGUUGAAGACUAGAGAAGCUGAAUUCAACAAGAAGUUAGAUUCAUCGAGCACUGAACACCAUAAGGAGAUCGAAAAUUUGAAUAAGGAGUUGGAGUCAAUUAAGAACGAAUAUCAAUCCGCUGAGUCAAAGAUUGAGGAGUUGACUAAAGAGCAAGCUGAUUUGAGACAACAGGUUCAGAAGAAUAUUGAAGAGCUCAAUCAGGCGAAGGAUGCUCUCGUUAAACGUGAUACUAUUGAAAUCGAUUUGAAAUCUCAUAUUGAACAACUCAAGUCUGAGCUAGCUGCACUUCAAUCUGAACACUUGGCGAAGAAUGCAAAGGCACGGAAUGUUAGCACCAAACGUCAUAGUAGUGCCGCUGGUUGGACUAACCCAUCCAAUUUAGAUCAACUGCAGAGGCCCGUUUCUGUUAUAGCCGUCUCGAAUGACGAAUUCACUGACGUUGAUGACAUAAAUGAUGAAUUGUUCAGAUUAUUGCGGGAUGCCAGACAAUUGCACAGGGAAAUUGUUGACGGUUUAUUGAAAGGCUUGAAAAUCCCCCCAGCUGGCGUUGCUGCCGAUUUGACGAGAAAAGAGGUCUUGUUCCCAGCUAGGAUUAUCAUCAUUAUUCUAUCAGAUAUGUGGAGACUUGGAUUGACAAAAGAGAGCGAGGAGUUUUUGGGUGAAGUCUUGGCUGCUAUUCAGCAGAUUGUAUCAACAUUGAAGGACGACGACGUCAUUCCUAACGGAGCUUUCUGGUUGUCCAAUACUCAUGAGUUGUAUUCAUUUGUAUCAUAUGCUCAGCAGACAAUUAUUGCCAAUGACACAUUAUCUCAUGACAUGAGUGAAGAAGAAUUCGAAGAGUACCUAAAGUUGGUUGCAGUUGUUAAAGAAGAUUUUGAAUCACUUUCUUACAACAUUUAUAACAUGUGGAUGAAGAAAAUGGAAAAGGAUUUGGAAAAGAAAGCUGUUUCUGCUGUUGUUAUUUCCCAGUCACUUCCUGGUUUCAUGGCUCCAGAAAGUUCUCCAUUUUUGGCAAAGGUGUUCUCACCAGGUGUCCAAUACAAAAUGGAUGAAAUUUUGUCUUUCUUUAAUUCCGUCUAUUGGUCGAUGAAAUCUUAUUUCAUUGAGGCUGAGGUUAUCAAUAGUGUCAUUGUUGAGUUGUUAAGAUUUGUCGAUGCAUUGUGUUUCAAUGACUUAAUUAUGCGGCGUAACUUCUUAUCUUGGAAGCGUGGUUUGCAAUUGAACUAUAAUGUUACGCGACUUGAGGAAUGGUGUAAAGGGCAUGAUAUUCAAGAAGGUUCUGCGUAUUUGAGUCAUUUGCUUCAGGCCGCGAAGUUGUUACAGUUGCGUAAGAACACGCCUGAAGAUAUCGACAUCAUCUAUGAGAUUUGCUUUGCCUUAAAGCCAAUUCAAAUUCAGAAGUUAAUAUCCCAAUAUUUUGUUGCUGAAUACGAGACACCAAUCGCACCAGAUGUGUUACAGGCUGUUGCUGACAAAGUAAAGAGUACAGACGGUUCGAACGAUGAUUUGUUUGAGGUUGUCGCUACUGACGGUCAUUUCAACGAUCCAUUCAGAAAUGUUAAUUUGAGGCCAUUCUCGAGGGUUGAGGCAUAUGUUCCGGCUUGGUUGAGCUUACCGGUUAUAAGAAGAAUUGUGGAAUUGGUCGCUAAAAACGCAUCAGUUCAAGAGGCCAGAAUUUCCGAAAAGAGUUUCUCAAAUGGCGAGAUUACUCAAGAUGUUCAGAAGGACCCUCGAUCAGAAAUGGCCUAG
This is a messenger RNA of Sungouiella intermedia, 4695 nucleotides long. The record is from the annotation of a GenBank genome assembly. NCBI's taxonomy places the organism in Eukaryota, Fungi, Ascomycota, Pichiomycetes, Serinales, Metschnikowiaceae.